AGGCGGCCCCUUUCCCAGCGCGGCCAGAGGGAGGAGAGAACCGGGGCUCGCCGCGAGCCUUCGAGAGCAGCGGCCGCAAAGCAGGCGGCAGCAACGGCUGGCGGGAGCAGCGGCUGCAGUCUCGGGGCCAAUCCGGCGCUCAUCCCUGAGCGCCCUGCGCUAAGGAAAGCUCGGUGGGUCGCGGGAGCCGCAGGACAGGGGUGGACAAAGCAAGAUGGCAGGAAUCUUAGCCUGGUUCUGGAACGAGAGGUUCUGGCUCCCACACAAUGUCACCUGGGCGGACCUGAAGAACACGGAGGAAGCCACCUUCCCGCAGGCUGAGGACCUCUAUCUCGCCUUCCCACUGGCCUUCUGCAUCUUCAUGGUGCGGCUUAUCUUUGAGAGAUUUGUAGCCAAACCAUGUGCCAUCGCCCUCAAUAUUCAGGCCAAUGGACCACAAAUUGCCCAGCCCAAUGCCAUUCUGGAAAAAGUCUUCACUGCGAUUACAAAGCAUCCUGAUGAGAAGAGACUGGAGGGCCUCUCCAAGCAACUGGACUGGGAUGUGCGAAGCAUUCAGCGCUGGUUUCGACAGCGGCGCAAUCAGGAGAAGCCCAGCACCCUGACGAGAUUCUGUGAAAGCAUGUGGAGAUUUUCAUUUUACCUCUACGUAUUUACCUAUGGAGUCCGGUUCCUGAAAAAGACCCCCUGGCUGUGGAAUACAAGGCACUGCUGGUACAACUAUCCCUAUCAGCCACUCACAACUGACCUUCACUACUAUUACAUCCUGGAGCUGUCAUUUUAUUGGUCUUUAAUGUUUUCCCAGUUCACUGAUAUCAAAAGGAAGGACUUUGGCAUCAUGUUCCUGCACCACUUCGUAUCUGUUUUACUGAUUACCUUUUCUUACGUCAAUAAUAUGGCCCGAGUAGGGACCCUGGUCCUUUGUCUUCACGACUCAGCUGAUGCUCUUCUAGAGGCUGCCAAAAUGGCAAAUUAUGCCAAGUUUCAGAAAAUGUGUGACCUCCUGUUUGUUAUGUUUGCCAUGGUUUUUAUCACCACACGACUGGGUAUAUUUCCUCUCUGGGUGUUAAACACCACAUUAUUUGAGAGCUGGGAGAUCGUUGGACCGUACCCUUCCUGGUGGGUUUUUAACCUACUGCUGUUGCUAAUACAAGGGUUGAACUGCUUCUGGUCUUACCUGAUUGUAAAAAUAGCUUGCAAAGCUGUUUCAAAAGGCAAGGCUGGGAAGUGGAACCCUUUACAUGUGUCCAAGGAUGAUCGAAGUGAUAUUGAGUCUAGCUCAGAUGAGGAGGACUUGGAACCUCCGGGGAAGAACCCUCACACCACAACAACUACCAAUGGGACCGGUGGUACCAAUGGGUAUCUCCUGACCGGUCCUUGCUCCAUGGAUGAUUAAUUACUCAAAACUAUACAUCCCGAACAAAGUGAACUGUUUGUUCCUGGAAGUAUUUAAUAAGUUGCAAAUGCAGUUCCUUUCAUGAUAUCUCAGCAACAGAAACAAAAAUUAGGAUUAUCAAAGCAUUUUUGAAUAGUGCACUGCCAUAUGUCCUGUUUGUGAAUGAAGAAGAAAUAUCAUUCUCUAUAUGUAGGCAUGCUAUAUGUAUUUGACACAAGGGAACAGUAUUUGCAUUUGUACUGUCUUAGAAUAUUAUUUAUUUUUUUGUAUUUGUUUGUAAAUCUGUGGACAAAAAAGGGUUUCCUCACUCCUUUUACUCUCCGGGUUCAUGACAGUGAAGGAGAUGCUCCAUCUGCUUCUGCCCCUCUCUCUUGCUGUAGUCCAGUGUGCUGUGAACCUCAGCUUAGUUUGUCACUUAGCACAAGCAAAACCCAGCGCAGAACUCUUGAACCGCUACAAAUAGGUUUGCUUUCUUUGUGUAACUGUGCCCAUUUUGAAGUUUGCCUAUACAGUUGGUGACCAUUCUCCAGUGUAAAGUAUAAAGGAUGAACUAGGUUUUUAAAAUGUCACUCAUCAUGGUCACUGAGCAGUUCAAGUUAAACAGGGUGUUCUUGGGGAACUGUUUUGAAUUUGCAUCAAAUCACUUUGGAAUAUAUUUUAUUUCUUGUGCACGCAGCCAAGAUUUCUUCAUUGAAUGUUGUGGCCAGUUGAGCUUUAGCCUUGUAGUUUACAGUUUUUUUUUUAUUCUCUGUGAUGAGGUGAGGGCUCUGACACUGAAGGAAGAUGUCUCCUUAAGCUCAUGGCUACAAAUAAAGAAAUUACGGUUAAUGUUGGGAAUUUGCUCCACAUUCUAGGAGUAACAAAAGAGAGCACUGAUUUCAACCAGAUUUUGCCACUACCCUUGUGAUUGGCACAGUCUUCUGUUAUAUCAUGAGAAAAGAAGCCAAGUGUAUUUGGGGACAGAAAAAGGAGUCUUUCAAGAGUUGGCAAGGGCCACUUCCAGGGCAAAGCACUUUCUUAACAAACAGCUCUCAAGGAAAAGCCUAUCUGGUAUCAGACUUGAUGUUUUUAUUUUGCCAGGCAAAAUAAAGCCAAUGGAAGAUAACUGGCCCAUUGCUUUUCUCACCCACAAUGACGUUCUUGUUUCUAGAAACUGGGCAGUGUUGCACUCCAAGUCCUUUUCAUUGGCUUCUUUGAAGACUUGUUUAUUUCCAAGAAUUUUGUUCAAAUGGAGGUAUUUCCAGAAAGACAACAGAAAGUCUUUUGGACAAUGGCAAUAUCAGUGAUGAGGAAAAUUACUGAAUUAUAAAUCUCCAUAAACGUCUAUAGCAGUGUUAUUUGUGUAUGGAUUAAAAAAAAAUCAUACACGUCAGCCAAAGAUUUUAUCUCUUUUCUUCUAAAUUUUAAUAAGAGGGAAUAAAAUGGGAUUAUAAAUACUUAUUUUACAAAUGAAAAGACUGUCACCUAAAACAGGAAUCCAAAGCAAAAAUGCAGUAAUAUAAAUGUGAGAAUUGGCACUGUGAAGACAACAGCAAAAUCUAGAGAGAGUGCAUGUCCCAUUGCUUAAGAUCAUUCACAUUUAACUCGAUUUUUUUAAAAACUUAAAUCUUUGUGCCCACAUUUUGCAACUAGUGAAUCAAUAGUUAAAGAAUACUCCCAAAACCUCUCACUAUAACAUUAGAUCUUUCCCUUACGAUAUAGUGUUUGUGGUAUGGUCCAUAGUAAUAAUCAAAGAGGCUUAGAGCUAUGUCUGUUGUUUAUAUAGGAACAGUGAACUCAUUCUGCUUGUGGAGCCUUAUUGUUUUAUUUCAUGAGACAGACAAAUGUCUAGAAGUGUAAUUUGUGGAUGGUGGAGAUUGUGAGGCCAGUCACAGAACACCAGAAGUAUUUAGUCAUCAGAAUAAAGCUCAAAAACAGGCUUAUUUUUUGUGGGGGUAAGGGAGUACCUGAGAUUGAACUCAGGGGCUCUUGACCACUGAGCCACAUCCCCAGCCCUAUUUUCUGUAUUUUAUUUAAAGACAGGGUCUCACUGAGUUACUUAGCACCUCACUUUUGCUGAGACUGACUUUGAACUCAUGAUCCUCCUGUCUCAGCCUCCCCAGCCACUGGGAACAUACAACACUGCACCCAGCUCAAAAGCAGGUUUAUGGGGGGGGGGGGAGCAGGUUUAUAUAAAAAGUGCAUGAUAGCUGAAUUUUGAGAAGGUGGAAGUUUCUCAUCAACCAAGGUAUAAACAUAGUCACCUGACUUUAGUGUCUGGGAAAGUCCUCUGCAAGGGGGAAAUGAACUAGAGAAACACCACAUGUCCCAGUUUAACAAUAUGACAAGAUUCAGCCCAGAGGAAUGAUUUAAAGAUCAUCUUAUAACUUAAAGAUUUAGAAGAGGUGCCUAAGAUGAAGUAAAUUGAUUCCUGUCCUUAGCAAAGGCAGAUCUAAACAAUCUUUUGUUUUUCUCAGAAGUAACUUAUAAGGAUGACUGGGGACACUCAGUUUUACUGGAUGACAACAACUAAACACAGUCUUCUACAUGCCUAUAGAUUUUUUCAUUUCAUACCUUAGGGCAAAGUGUUGUUUUGGCUAAUUAAAAUGGAAUGGGUAGGCUUUUUAUGGUGUAGAAUUAUGUAUCUCUGUCCACUGCUCUCCUAUGUUGGCCUGAUAAGGCUUGAGAGAACACUGCGUGAGGUAUCUUAUCCAACUGUGCCAGGCCAUGGCUUUUGGAGGCGUAUUUUGUAAAUUCAGCUGUAGGUUAGUGAGAGUGUUGUUUCUUGUUCAUUAGCCUGUGGUGAUGUCUCCUUCCUCCUGGUCACAUUCAAACCUUCCCGGGGUACCAAGGAGUAUGUAGAAAGAACUCUAGAAAGAAUAAUAUUUUUAAUCUCCAGUGUAAUAGCUUUUCUAGAUCUCUUAGUAGGGUGAGAAGUAGAAAAUCAAGUAGAAUUUGGCCUUGGGUUAAUAAAUGAUAUAAAAGUCUGUGAUCUAUUGUAUGUAUAUGUAUGUUUCUCCAAAAACUGAUAAAAUAUUUCUCCAAAAUAUCAUCAAUUCAUCUUUGUCCAUAUUUUUGUCAUAGAAAUCAUCUACCAUGUACAAGAGAAGCUUCUCUUCUCCUUUGGUCUUGCUCCCUACACAGCUGAGAGUAGUAGAACCCAUUCAUUCUCUUUGCCACAGGGCUAUAUAUGGUAAAAUACAGGUCAUAGAGUGCCUGUGGUCACACAGAAGCCAAACAUAGUUUAUGUUUCCAAAUUCAGUCCUAUGGAUGUUGAAAGAGUAGAGGAGCAACUAUCAGUAUUGGGGGUUAUUUGAGUGUUCGUUGUAAAAAAAUGCAAAUGAUUGUCACUUGCCCAGGUUUUAUUAAAGUCCUACUCCUGGUGGGCUAUCUAUCAUACAGAUGGUAUCCUGAGCUGCCAUCAGAUAAUGCCACAGUAUCUGAUAAAAAUGAAGGAGGCAGAAAAGGUAGUCAAGAGCAAGAUCAGAUCAAAUCAUCUUUAGUGAAAAUGGCAGGUGAAUCUCAAAAUGUCCAGUUCUGUUGCCAAAUUUUCCACUGACUACAGUCAUGCCCAUAUGGUAACAUUUUGGUCAACGUUGAGCCACAUAUAUGACUGUAAGCCUAUAAGAUUAUAAUAUAGCCUCAGUGUGUAGGCUGUACUAUCUAGGUUUGUGUAACUAUACUCUCUGAUAUAUACAUAAUAUUGAAAUUGCUUACUGACUCGUUUCUUAGAAUGUGUCUCUGUGGUUAAGCAACAUAUGAAUAUGUUUGAUAGAGUUUGAAAUUGAGCAAACUGAAUUCCUUCCUCUUAGAUAGAAAGGAUCUGAAUCUUCCACUUUGUAUUUAAAUAUCAUGUUCCUUGGGCUUAGUAAAAAGUAGGACUUCAUUUCAGCUUCUUGAGUCUUUGCUAAAGAACUCUUCAGAGAGAAAUUUAUGCCUGCUUAUGAUGACCCCAAUCUAUUCAUGAUUUUGUAUUCGUAGUUAAUUUUGUCUCUAUCUUAGAAGCAUUAAUGCCAAAGUUGCCUGAAUAUUUGAGUAUUUCUUAAUUUGACUUAAAAAAAAGUAUACAGAAUAAUUCCAAAGGUGUUAAAAAGGUUCCGUUUAUCAGUCUGUGUGAUGGUGUUUUCAUUAUAUCCAGAGAGAUUUCAAGAAAUCAUUUGGAAAUAAAAGCUUAAAUGUUUUCAUUUCAUUUUGAUAUUUGAGUUUCUUAAGGUUCUAAUAAGCUUGCUAAUUGCCUUGUCUUUGGCUGAUUUCUACUUUGUAAAUACUUAAUAAUAGCCCAGAAAUGUUUCUGACAUCCCAAUAAGGAAAAUAAAAAAAUUUAAAUCAGAUCUAAGUCAACCUGAUGAGAAAGGGAUCAUGUGGCACUCUCAGGUUUAGGUAACUUGUUUAUAAAAAGAAGAUUCAGGGACCCUCAGCUGUUGCCCUGGCCAGCUAGCACACUGGCCACAGGAGGAAUGAUCAUAAGCAGUUCAUUAAUUGCAGUUCUUGAAGAAAAGGCAACAAGAUGUUUUUCUUAAAUAACGAUGUCCCCAGAAUCAGUUGAGGUUUCUCUUGGAAUGAAACUGUGCCAUUCUCAGGUUGCUAUGCAAUAAUUAGCACUAGUUCACCUGCCACCUUUUAGUUCUUCCUAGUGGUAGGCCAGAGAAGGUCCCUGGGAUUUCCUUUGUGUGCACAGCACCUCCCACCCCUAGGGGGUGCUCAGUGGGUGCUGAGAAGCCCUAUCCACUCUGCCAUUUCAGCUCCUCUAAUAAAUACUCAGAGGUAGCAUACCUGAUACUGCUUUUCAUGGAGAAAACUGUAUUGGAGAACAUAAAACAUCACAAAUAUUGUUCAGGAGCUCUGCAGACACCCAAAAGAGAACCUUGGUCUUUUCCAAGUUAUUUCCAACUUAAUUUCAAUCCAAAGCCUUUGAAAGAGAUGCAUCACUAAAUGGGCACACAGGGGAGACCCCAUCAGGUCAAAGAAAUUUUAAAAGUCUCUUCAUCCAGAUGUCUCCCCAAAACUCGAGCACUCUCAGGAUUGCUCAGGAAGUUAGCCUAAAUCUGUAUUGUUUAUCUCAUUCACUCACAUUCCUUUCAACCUUCUGGAACCCUCCCUCCAUGAAAGAAAGCCAGGAGGUUGUCAUUUUUCUGUUUUUGAAUUUUGAAUAGCCUUUGCAUCAGAUGUAUUCCCACACCUCUUCCUCUGCCUGAUCCCAUUUUUCUAGGGAAAAAAAAAAGUAUUGUGCACAUGUGUGCAUGCACCUGUAACACAGGUCCAUGAGAGCUAGGCUUCCUAAGUCAGUUGUGUAGCCUGAAAAUCAGGGAACAACAGCUGAUAGUGUGGUUUCUUUGGCUGGUGAAAAUUAGAUUUCAUUCCUUUUUGUGUGUGGUGUGCAUAUGUCCUUUUUAUCUGCAGUAAUUGUUUUAAACUGUCAUUGUAAACCUGCCCUUAAAAAGUUAAGGAUUUUCAAGAUGAGCUGGAAAAAAAAAAAAAGCUCUAUAUUAGGAGCAAUUAUGUGAUGAUUCUGAAACUUCAUCUUAGAGCUUCAUUAAUUUAAACAUAGGAAACAUUCUCAAGUUUGACACAAAGUUUCCUAAAGUCCCUCAGAGCCUUGCUUGAGAUUGUUAUCAGCUCUGUCCACAUAAUUGUCAUUUACCUCCAUAACCAUUCAUGUCAUGGAAGGGGGUGGUGGUUAGUUUUUGGAUUUGAUUUUUUUUCGAUUUUCAGUGAGAAAUAGAAUAAGUAACAAAAAUCUUUCUUGUUUUCUUAAGACAAUUCAGUGCUUGAGCAUCUCUGUCAGAAAUGAAAUGAUGUACUGUUAGCCAAUUAGAAUUAUUUCAUGUAUUGUUAUUGUGUUUUGCUGAUUUUUAUAUGAAAAUAUAAUUAUUCAUUCUUAAUAUCUGGAAACAAUCAUUAUUAUGAGAAUCAUUUUACGUUGGAAACACUUUCAUAAUAAAGAUAAGUCUCAAGAGUUCA
Marmota monax (woodchuck) is the source of this 7333-nucleotide messenger RNA. It is a transcript of the gene Cers6, whose product is annotated as ceramide synthase 6. Gene Ontology annotation, molecular function: DNA binding; sphingosine N-acyltransferase activity. Bases 215 to 1393 code for a protein of 392 amino acids. Gene Ontology annotation, biological process: ceramide biosynthetic process. The record is from RefSeq and is a predicted model, not a curated record. Gene Ontology annotation, cellular component: membrane. The transcript has 11 exons. Lineage: Eukaryota; Metazoa; Chordata; Mammalia; Rodentia; Sciuridae.